Messenger RNA from Carica papaya (papaya), 909 nucleotides. Its product is annotated as transcription repressor OFP16-like. Lineage: Eukaryota; Viridiplantae; Streptophyta; Magnoliopsida; Brassicales; Caricaceae. Gene Ontology annotation, biological process: negative regulation of DNA-templated transcription. The record is from RefSeq and is a predicted model, not a curated record.
CGCAGUCUUUUCUAAUCUUGUGUAGUCACCUCCAUCAUCCAUGGUACACCUUCAUCUCUCUCGACCAGAAAAUACACAAACAUAUAUAUAGAUAUAUAUAUAGAAGUUGUACUUCUUCAUCAUCUUCGCUUUGCUUCAAACAUGCCGGCGCCUACCAUUGUUAAGAACUUGAAUCUCUGCUUCACCAAGACCAAAUGGCCACUAAAUCUUCAGUCAUCUCCUACCCAACCUAACCCAGAUGAUCAGGGCCGUCCAUUUCGCUCAUCCGCCACCAAUUCAUCUACCCUCAUCAAAACCUUUAACUCCGUUUACGACUACAACGCCGGCCUAGACCUUCGUUACGACGUCGUACGCACCAAUAACUACAACUUCCCGCCCGAACCCGAGUCCGACACCGAACCCGAUUUCGCCACCGUCUUCGCCUCUCAGCGGUUCUUCUUCGCAUCUCCCGGACGGUCCAACUCCAUCAUCGAAUCGUCACCGUCAAUCCGAGAAGAAGACACGGAAUCGUCGUCGACGUCAGACACUGAGUGCGAUUUGGACUUGCGGGAGACGACGGUGAAGGGGAGCGUGGCGGUGCCGACGUACUCGCCGGACCCGUACGCGGACUUCAGGAAAUCCAUGGAGGAGAUGGUGGAGGCACGUGAGUUGAAGGACGCGAAGGGGAAGUGGGAGUACUUGCAGGAGUUGCUGGUUUGCUACCUUGCGUUGAAUCCGAAGAGUGCGCACAAGUUCAUCACCGGAGCGUUCGCCGAUGUCAUCGUCACCCUCAUGUCCUCGCCGGAGGAGAACCAGAGAUCAUCGACGAAGGUGUGAUAUAUAUUAAUAUUAUCUCUUUUUUGUUUAGAACUUUCAAGGGAAAUCCAAUAUCCAUGUAACUGUGAUAUAAUUAAGGUGGGUUUUUGUUUU